AUGUUCUCUGGUCGGUUCUGUUUCAGUGUGCUGGCCACGGCGACGGCCGUGUUGGGGGCGACAGUGCAGCUGGAUGCUAGAGACGUCACGGCCACGGCCCUGACCCAGCUGGAUCUGUUCGCGCAAUGGUCUGCCGCGGCCUAUUGCUCAACCAACCUCGAAACCGACGAUAUCAGCGUGACGUGCGCGGACGAUGCCUGCCCAUCCGUCGAGGCGGCCAGUACGGAGAUUCUGCUCGAGUUCGAUGAAACCAAUGACUACGGCGACACGGCGGGCUUCUUCGCCGUCGACAGGACGAACGAGCGCCUGGUGGUCGCGUUCCGGGGCAGCCGCACGCUGGAGAACUGGAUUGCGGACCUGACCUUCGUGUUCGAAGACAUCGACGAUAUCUGCAGCGGGUGCAAAGCCCACGAGGGCUUUUGGAAGUCGUGGGAAACCGUCGCAGACACCCUGACCAGCGAGAUCGAGACCGCCAUGACCACCUACCCCGGGUACACGCUGUAUUUCACGGGACAUAGUCUGGGCGGCGCCCUGGCGAUGCUGGGCGCGACGGCGUUGCGGACUGCAGGGUAUACCAUCGAGCUGUACACGUAUGGAUGUCCGCGGGUCGGAAACUAUGAGCUGGCCGAGUAUAUCACGAGCCAAGGCUCAGGGGCGAACUUCCGCGUCACGCAUCUGAAUGAUAUCGUCCCCCGUCUGCCACCUAUGCUUCUGGGCUACAGCCACCCCAGCCCGGAGUACUGGAUCACCAGUGGGACUCUGGACGCGGUGACGGCGGACGACAUUGAGAUCAUCGAGGGGAUCGACUCGACGGCGGGAAAUGCGGGUGAGGCGACGGAGAGUAUCCUGGCUCAUCUGUGGUACUUUUUUAGCAUUGCGACGUGUCUGUAG
Molecule: messenger RNA, 891 nt
Organism: Aspergillus heteromorphus CBS 117.55
Lineage: Eukaryota; Fungi; Ascomycota; Eurotiomycetes; Eurotiales; Aspergillaceae
Product: lipase family protein
Exons: 4
Coding region: 1-891 (296 amino acids)
Biological process (GO): lipid catabolic process
Source: RefSeq, a predicted model, not a curated record